Messenger RNA from Papaver somniferum (opium poppy), 1002 nucleotides. Its product is annotated as mitogen-activated protein kinase kinase kinase 17-like. The record is from RefSeq and is a predicted model, not a curated record. Bases 1 to 1002 code for a protein of 333 amino acids. The transcript has a single exon. NCBI's taxonomy places the organism in Eukaryota, Viridiplantae, Streptophyta, Magnoliopsida, Ranunculales, Papaveraceae. Gene Ontology annotation, biological process: protein phosphorylation. Gene Ontology annotation, molecular function: protein kinase activity; ATP binding.
AUGGAGUGGAUUAAAGGAGAAAUGAUCGGUAAAGGAAGUUUUGGAACAGUAAACAUGGCAACCCCAAGAAAAAACUUGAAUGAAUUUCCAUCAGUAAUGGCAGUAAAAUCGUCAAUGGUUUCUCAAUCUUCAAUGUUGGAAAAAGAGAAAGAGAUUCUAACUCAAUUAAAUGGCUGCCCACAAAUUCUUCAGUGUUUUGGUGAUGAUGUUACAGUUGAAAAUGGUGUUCAAAUGUAUAAUAUACUUCUUGAAUUUGCUUCAUUGGGGAAUUUAUCUCAGCUAAUCAAAUCUGGAAGUUCAAUGGGAGAGUCUGAAAUUAGAAAUUACACAAGAAUGAUUACUCAGGGGAUUGGUUAUAUUCAUGAAAUGGGUUUUGUUCAUUCUGAUAUUAAACCACAAAAUAUCCUUCUUUGUUCUGGAGAAGGCCAAAUUGAUUUAAAGAUUGCUGAUUUUGGGUUAGCAAAAAGAAGUGGGAAAAGCUCUAACGGAUUCAUUGGUACUCCACUUUAUAUGUCACCGGAAUCGGUUUUAUGUAAUGAAAAUGAAACAGCUUCAGAUAUAUGGGCACUUGGUUGUGUUGUAAUGGAAAUGAUUACUGGAAAACCAGCUUGGAAAUGUUCAGACUUGAGUAAUUUAUUAUACAGAAUCGGGUUUACUGAACAAGUGCCAGAAAUUCCAUCAGAAAUAUCAGAAGAAGGAAAAGAUUUCUUAAGAAAAUGUUUUAUCAGAGAUCCAACAAAGAGAUGGACGGCUGAGAUGUUAUUGAGACAUCCAUUUCUUUCUAACGAUUUUGAUGCUCAAGUCAGUACUAUUUCAUUGAAGGAAUUGAAGAGAACACAUUCGUCUCCUAAAAGUACUUUUGAUUUUCCUGAAUCAUGGAGCGAUUCGAUUGAAAAAGAUGAGUCAAAUUGCUCUACCUGUUUGAAAGAUCGAAUCGGUGAAUUAGUGUUGGGGAAAGAACCAAAUUGGUCAACUUCAGAUAGCUGGAUUGUUGUAAGAUAG